Ilex paraguariensis (yerba mate) is the source of this 606-nucleotide messenger RNA. Lineage: Eukaryota; Viridiplantae; Streptophyta; Magnoliopsida; Aquifoliales; Aquifoliaceae. The record is from the annotation of a GenBank genome assembly.
AUGCGAAGGUCCACCGGUAUCUAUGGUGAUGGAGCAAUUGGCGUUGAAGCAGGCGAGCUUGAAGGCUACACAAAUGCUGAUCUAAUUCACGUGGGCCCUGGAGACGAGGCGCCAAGAGCACGCCCAGGAUGCGAGGAUGAGAGAGGGCACUUUGGGCGAGACCCCAUGGGCGCCGCUGAUCGUGAGGCACCAUGGGCACCGCUGGAGGGACGUGCCUAUCAUGGAGAGAGCGCCGAAGAUGAGGCACAAAUUAGGGAGGCCGAGGCGCUAGGGGUCGACGUCAAGGGCGAUGGGGCUGAUGGCGAGGCGCCAGGGUCGUCGAGGGAUGGUGGCUCUGUUGACCAUGGUAGAAGGGUGAUGCUAGAUGACAAACACUGGCAGUGGAGCCCACAAUUGGGUUCGCCAGAUAUUUGGUAUGGCCAGGUACUCGUGCUAGUGGCAUUGCGAAACACUAGGCACAACCAGGCGAUCAUGCGAGCGACAGUGUUUGGGCUAGGGCACAAGUGGGUGAUGUUAGAUGUGGACCUGUUGACGUUGGGCGAGCUAGGCUUGGCAACAGUGGUUGGGCACGAAGCUAGGAAGUUUGGGUCCGAGGUCAUGAAGUAG